Gekko japonicus is the source of this 2215-nucleotide messenger RNA. Its product is annotated as cyclin-Y-like. Gene Ontology annotation, biological process: regulation of cyclin-dependent protein serine/threonine kinase activity; regulation of canonical Wnt signaling pathway. Gene Ontology annotation, cellular component: cytoplasmic cyclin-dependent protein kinase holoenzyme complex; plasma membrane. The record is from RefSeq and is a predicted model, not a curated record. NCBI's taxonomy places the organism in Eukaryota, Metazoa, Chordata, Lepidosauria, Squamata, Gekkonidae. The transcript is spliced from 9 exons. Gene Ontology annotation, molecular function: protein kinase binding; cyclin-dependent protein serine/threonine kinase activator activity.
AUGAACAUGGAGUUCAACCCUUCAGAUCACCCACGGGCCAGCACAAUAUUCCUCAGCAAAUCUCAAACAGAUGUGCGAGAAAAACGCAAGAGUCUCUAUAUAAACCAUCAUACUCCUGGUCAAUUGAGAAGGAAAUACAGUUCCUGUUCCACUAUUUUCCUGGAUGACAGCACAGUCAGUCAGCCCAACCUCAAAUAUACAAUUAAAUGUUAGGUUUUGGCACUGAGAUUUCAUCACAAGGACACAGAUGGAAGGAUGCUCCUAGAUAUUUUUGAUGAAAACCUCCACCCCCUUUCGAAAUCCGAAGUGCCGCCAGAUUAUGACACACACGACCCAGAGCAGAAGCAGAUCUACCGCUUUGUGCGGACGUUGUUCAGUGCUGCUCAACUGACUGCUGAAUGUGCCAUUGUCACCCUGGUAUAUCUUGAAAGGCUUUUAACAUAUGCGGAGAUAGAUAUUUGUCCAGCAAACUGGAAGAGAAUUGUACUGGGUGCGAUUCUACUGGCAUCGAAAGUUUGGGAUGACCAGGCUGUGUGGAAUGUGGACUACUGCCAGAUCCUGAAAGAUAUCACAGUUGAGGACAUGAAUGAGUUGGAGCGCCAGUUUCUGGAAUUGUUGCAGUUCAACAUCAACGUUCCCUCCAGUGUUUAUGCCAAGUAUUAUUUUGAUUUGCGGUCCCUGGCAGAAGCAAACAACCUCAGCUUUCCAUUGGAGCCCCUCAGCAGGGAAAGGGCAUAUAAACUUGAGGCCAUCUCUCGCUUGUGUGAAGACAAGUAUAAGGACUUCAGGAAAUCAGCAAAGAAGCGGUCGGUCAGUUCGGACAAUCUGACUAUAGUUAGAUGGUCUCCCGCUAUCAUCUCCUAACAGUGAAGUCUGGGAUCAUGCCUCCAAAAGUACUGUUUCUAUCAUCAACUUUGGGCAGGAGGGGAGGGAGGGGGUGUUAUUGUUCAUUAUUGUUUUUUGGGGGGGUUUUUUUUUGUUUCCCCUUGGGUUUUCCCCCUCCCUUAUUUUCAGAACUGCCUUUACAGUGCCUCCCCCUUUGGUGUAGCACACGAGAAUAAACCUGGGACUUGGAUAGAACCAUCAGGAUAAUCGUGAGGGACUCUGUAAGAAGAUUGCAUUUGUUACUUGCUAACAGAGAGUCCUUUUGUGAAGAAAAAAAAACAAACACACUUGGAAGAGGAGAAGACUGGGGCGCGGUGCGGGAGUGAAGAAACUGACAAGUGUGUGCCAUAUUUUUUUUUAAAUUACCUUCUUCAGAAACAAUGGCAUGAAAAUAAAAUCCACAAGAUAAGCUUGCAAGAGAGCUUUGGGGACGGGGUGGGGGGGAGGAAUUGGAAGUGCUUCACGUUCUCUCUGGUAUCUUCUAUCAGUUUUGGGUUUUUUUUAAACUCCUGGGUUUUGCAUUCCUCUUUGCUGUUUGCCUGGGUUUGGUUUUCCUGCUUCUGCCAAGGCAGCAAGCACAAAGGUGGCAUCUACAGUAGCACAAGCCUCUGAAUCUGACAGCAUUGGUUGUUUUCUUCCCUCUACAAGGCACUUUUCUCUUUAUAAGCUGUUUAAUUAGCAUUUCUGCCCAUUGUCAUUAUGCAUAUUUUGUUUCUCAUAUGCCUUUUUGGGGGGAGGGGGGGAGUAUUUUUGAAAACAAGAUUUAACUUGAUUUAUAGUGCUGAACCAAAAGUAUACAACAAGAUCAGGUGAUCGUAAUUUUCAUGAUUUUUUUUGUUUUGUUUUAAUUUAUAGCAGCCGGUAUCCGUGAUGCUGCCUCGCUAGCUGCAUCAUGGAAGACUGACUGUGUAAUAGUAUAUGUGGCUGCAUGUGCCUUCCUACGUUCUGUUGGGAUAGUUUAUUUUUCCUUACUAUAAAGUGAUGAUUGUUAGAAGGACUCAGACAACAGUGGAACUUGGGCUGAGGAGGUGAAAUUUGCAUUGGAGGUAGUCGUCCUUUUCUGCAAGUUUUCCAUAGCAUUCAGAAAUUCGGCAGGCUUAAGUGAGAGAAAGCAAGGCCUCCCUUUCGUGUGGCCCGAAUAAUUGAUUUCCUUCACUUCCUGGUUCAAUGUUGCAAGCAAUAGCCUCAAGUUUUUUAUAUGUUUACUUUAAAUGGAAACCAAUCUGUUUGUAUAAAAUAGGGGGGGAAAGUAAAAAAAAAAGUUUUUUGUUCUAGUGAAAAGCGGUCCAUGAAAUAAGAAAAUCUAUAUUCAUUUUACCAAGUGUUUGUC